CUUCCGGGGCACCCGGCCCGGGAGCUCCGGGAAUGUCCCGAGCGGAGCUGCCUGAGACGUUGUGUGUGUUCCACCCGUGACGGCUGUGUGAGCAGGGCCUGGAGGCUCGACUCGUACGUGAUGGCCGAGCAGUCGGACAAGGCUGUGAAGUACUACACCCUGGAAGAGAUCCAGAAGCACAACAACAGCAAAAGCACCUGGGUGAUCCUGCACCACAAGGUGUACGACUUGACUAAAUUUCUGGAAGAGCAUCCUGGUGGAGAAGAGGUCUUAAGAGAACAAGCUGGGGGUGAUGCUACGGAGAACUUCGAGGAUGUCGGGCACUCUACUGAUGCUAGAGAACUGUCCAAGACAUACAUCAUCGGGGAGCUCCAUCCAGAUGACAGAUCUAAGUUAGCCAAGCCUUCGGAAUCUCUUAUUACUACUGUUGAGUCUAAUUCCAGUUGGUGGACCAACUGGGUGAUCCCAGCCAUCUCAGCCCUGGCUGUAGCCCUGAUGUAUCGCCUCUACAUGGCAGAGGACUGAAUGACUCUCAGAAGCCGUAGAAGGAAAAGG
Messenger RNA from Urocitellus parryii (Arctic ground squirrel), 555 nucleotides. It is a transcript of the gene Cyb5a, whose product is annotated as cytochrome b5 type A. The record is from RefSeq and is a predicted model, not a curated record. Gene Ontology annotation, cellular component: intracellular membrane-bounded organelle; endoplasmic reticulum membrane. Gene Ontology annotation, molecular function: heme binding. Lineage: Eukaryota; Metazoa; Chordata; Mammalia; Rodentia; Sciuridae.